Capsella rubella is the source of this 789-nucleotide messenger RNA. RefSeq lists its product as uncharacterized. The transcript is spliced from 4 exons. Bases 112 to 555 code for a protein of 147 amino acids. Gene Ontology annotation, biological process: intracellular protein transport; retrograde vesicle-mediated transport, Golgi to endoplasmic reticulum; intra-Golgi vesicle-mediated transport. Gene Ontology annotation, cellular component: COPI vesicle coat. NCBI's taxonomy places the organism in Eukaryota, Viridiplantae, Streptophyta, Magnoliopsida, Brassicales, Brassicaceae. The record is from RefSeq and is a predicted model, not a curated record.
AAAGAGAAGCGAAUAUGUCAGAGGUAGAGGAGGAGAAGUAGAAGAAUCGAUACAAGACGAGGAAAGGGCUAAACAAAGGAAAUCGAAGGAAGAAGAUUUGAGAGGAAGAUCAUGAUCCUAGCAGUGUUGUUCGCCAACUCCGUUGGGAACGUUUUGAUCGAAAGGUUCAAUGGAGUACCAGCUGAGGAACGGCUGCACUGGCGAACUUUCUUGGUUAAGUUGGGAGCAGAUAAUCUCAAAGGCGUUAAAAACGAAGAGCUUCUUGUCGCUUGCCACAAGUCUGUUUAUAUCGUCUACACUAUGCUAGGAGAUGUUAGCAUCUUCCUUGUUGGCAAAGACGAGUACGAUGAACUUGCUUUGGCAGAAACCAUCUAUAUCAUAACAGCCGCUGUGAAAGACGUAUGCGGAAAACCCCCAACAGAGCGAGUGUUUCUGGAUAAAUAUGGAAGGAUUUGUUUGUGUCUUGAUGAAAUCGUUUGGAACGGACUUCUGGAGAACACUGACAAAGACAGGAUCAAGCGACUCAUUAGAUUGAAACCUCCUUCUGAAUAUUGAUUUCGUCCAACCCAAACCACACAUUCUUCGUUUACAAUUUCUCGUCAUCCGCAGUAUGUUUGUUUGUUGUUGAAUCACUUCUCUAUAUCAAAAAAAUUAAACUAUUGGUCUUGUCCUAUCAGUCCAUUAUCUAGUGUUACAUUGUUUGUAGUGUUGUUGAAGACCUAAAGAAAUGGUUUGUGUAAUUUGGGGCAUGUGAACAUAACAACUUAAUACUCAGAGGUGUUCAGUGAA